This is a messenger RNA of Closterium sp. Naga37s-1, 468 nucleotides long. Lineage: Eukaryota; Viridiplantae; Streptophyta; Zygnematophyceae; Desmidiales; Closteriaceae. The record is from the annotation of a GenBank genome assembly.
AUGUCCCGUGUUUUCUCUAAACCGCAGGAUGAUCCCGAGCGUGGAGUCGGCCUUUCCACGUGGAGGCGCGGGCACCUUGUUGCGGCCAUUCGACGCGCGGGUCUUCCACGGGAGUUCUCGGCCGCGGUGUACGAGAACGCGCACAUCCGGACCUGCGAGCUGCCAUACCGCACCUCCAACCAUCGCCAGCCUGCGCAAGCCAUCGCCGCACACAACAUUCGCUCGUCUGCGCUGAGCCAGCUUGCAUCGACCCUCCCUGCGCGGAGGCAGAACCAGACGGCGCUGCUUCGGGCGAUUGCGGCGGGUACUCCGCAACUAACCCGGGCCCGCAAGUCGCUGACCGACCGUCCCUCGGGCGAGAGCGAAGCGGCUUGUGUCUUCGAUCAGAUCAACCAGGCUGUGGGCGGCCUGCUCAUGUACUACGACACUGUCAUGCGCAACGCCGGCCUGAGGCCGUUCCCGGCCUAG